UCCAAAUUCACCGUUUUAUCAAAAGCAUCACAAGUAACCCCGCCGUAGCUCUUUAACUCCAAUCCAAAAUCAACAAUGGAGAACUCACCACCCAUCGAUAGAAUUAGCAACUUACCUGAUGAGUUACUUUGUCACAUACUUUCUUUCCUACCAAUCCAAUUUGCUAUCACCACCACCCUUCUCCUCUCCAAAAGGUGGACCCCACUUUUCAAAUCUUUCACAUCUCUCCACUUUUACUACCAAUCCUCUACUUUUAACGUAGACGUAGAUGCCUUUAACCGCUACCGUGAAUUCGUCCACACAGUAACUCUCACCACUCAAUUCAUCAUAAACUUUCACCUCCAUUGUUGUUCCACACAUUGGCACAUAUUCCCAGAAUCCCUUUUACCUUCAACCAUUCUAAGAUCUCCAACACUUAGGGUUCUCAAAUUGAAUAAUAUCAAUGUGCUUGGUAAUAUCUCUGUCGAUCUUCCAUCUCUUAAAACCCUUCAUUUGACUGGUGUUUGUUUCAAAAAUCAGGAGAAUUUCCACAAGCUUCUUUUUCGAUGUCCUGUUUUGGAAGAUUUGAAAACUAUCAUUUACUAUACAAAACGUUUUAGACAUUGUACUACUAUUAGUAUUACAAAGGACUUUAAAAUCUUGUCCAAGUUGAUCACAGCCGAUGUCUGUCAGUUUAAAUUUCCGAUGAUGGCAAUUCGUAAUGUCCGGUUCUUAGUACUCCAUAUUUCCGUGGGUCUUCAUGUUGGAGAUAUCAAUUUCGAGUGUCCUGUAUUUCAAAACUUAAUCCAACUUCAAUUACACAUUAGGAACUUUCAAAACUGGGAUGAUGUAGUGGAACUGCUCCAGUGUUGUCCAAAACUUCAAACUCUUACUAUUCAUAAGUCGGCAAUGAACAACAAUUUAUCCAUAAACUGGAGAGAUCCAAAUCCUGUUCCUGAAUGUAUUUCAUCUCACCUCAGAUCAUGUACGAUAAACUAUGAAGGAUGGAAAGAUGAACUUAAAUUUACAAAAUAUAUUUUACAGAAUGCUCGACUUUUAGAGGUCAUGAAGAUCAAACACAAACACAAGAAACCUUGUUUAGAAGAAUUAGCCUCGUGUCCAAUGAUUUCUUCAGAAUGUGAACUUUUGGUGACUUCAUUUUUUGAUACUUGAAGGACAUAUGAUUGUUUCCUCGUACAAAUGAACAGGCACUGCUAUCGGAGAAGUUUCCACGAUCUUGGUUACAUUCAUGGUAGCG
Messenger RNA from Trifolium pratense (red clover), 1237 nucleotides. Its product is annotated as putative FBD-associated F-box protein At5g56820. The transcript is spliced from 4 exons. The record is from RefSeq and is a predicted model, not a curated record. Gene Ontology annotation, molecular function: protein binding. Bases 76 to 1152 code for a protein of 358 amino acids. NCBI's taxonomy places the organism in Eukaryota, Viridiplantae, Streptophyta, Magnoliopsida, Fabales, Fabaceae.